Molecule: messenger RNA, 980 nt
Organism: Amoebophrya sp. A120
Lineage: Eukaryota; Dinophyceae; Syndiniales; Amoebophryaceae
Source: the annotation of a GenBank genome assembly
CCUCGUCGGGGACAAUCUAAUAUGGUGCGGGUGGCACUUUGAAAUGUCAAGAAGAAGAUAAAUGUGGUCAAGAACAGUGCGCACGGUUUCGUCAAGCUAAACUCAAAACAUGCAUAAUUUUUAGAAGAUCAAUCGGAGUCCUCCGCCAACCACUAUGGGCGCGGUUCGUUUUGCAGCCAGGCGUCGGCUGAGCAAGAGAGAUUUCUAUUGGCCACCGCCGAAGCACACAGGUGUGAUCCCUCUGGGAACCGACGGCAAGCAGGCUUUCGUUUUCCACGGCAAGAGCGAGGAGAGCGGUCUGCUGGAGCCGCAAGUCGCGGUAACGUUGAAGCCGUCGCUCGCGAGCAAACUGGUACUAUAGCGAGUUGUACCACGAGAUCGACGUCGAUGCUGUUUUGUUUCUUUUUUUCGAUGGCUAGAAAUCGGCUUAAAGGAAAACAACUUUUCCUCUUCAAAACGCAAUUCCAAAAUCAGGUAUAAUAGUUCAAAUAAAUCGUCUCUAGAAAAUAAAACAGUUUUCUCUGACUGCGGAGGAGCUUGGCGAGGUUGAAAAACUGGCACCGAGGAUAAGUUCCUACUUUGAGCUGUACGCGGCACAAGUAGCAGAGCACGACCGCCGAGUCCAGCGAGACCAAAUGCGCUCAGAUCUGUUUACACUUUCCAUGGGUCACUCAUGAUGCAAUGCUACGAGCUUUCUUAUCCUCUUUUUUCUACGGCGGUACUACAGAGUAAGUAGUGUCUACUCGCAGUAUAGUUUUUGUUCUGUUAUCAAUAGAGAUUUUUUUUUUUUCGAAUGAUGUUUGUUUCGAUCAGCUGAAGCAGUUCAUUCACCGAUUUCGCCUGCAUAACGAAGAAAAAGAAACCAAGAAGAUCGUGAUCUUACAUGUGUAAUGCACAAAGACAAAGGUCAGUACAACUACAAGGGGAGGAUCAAGAGGACUUCAAACUUUGACUUCCGACCACCCACAAUCGAAAUUUUC